Molecule: messenger RNA, 2528 nt
Organism: Centropristis striata (black sea bass)
Lineage: Eukaryota; Metazoa; Chordata; Actinopteri; Perciformes; Serranidae
Gene: trmt44
Product: tRNA methyltransferase 44 homolog
Exons: 12
Coding region: 296-2206 (636 amino acids)
Biological process (GO): tRNA methylation
Molecular function (GO): metal ion binding; tRNA (uridine) methyltransferase activity
Source: RefSeq, a predicted model, not a curated record
UAUGAGGAGCAGCAGCGCCCUCUGCUGGCUGACUGUAAUAACUGCCGUCUAUCAACGGUGGUGGAAACGUCAUCACAUAGCGACAAUAUAUUUCUUCUUUUUCAAAUGCUGAAAAUGAGGCUCAACAUUUCUUUUUAAAACUAGGAUUUGAUUUGGGGAAUUUGGCGAGGGAAUUUUACGAGAAAGUUUUCAUCUCAACGUGUCAGUUUUCUUUAUGUACAAAAUAAAAGUUACCGGCGGAAGUCCCCUGUCCGUUUGUAAACACAUGGCUUGUUGUCGUGUCUGACGCUCAGUUAUGGCAAAAGUCUUUGAGCUAAAGUUUCCAGGAGGAUGUGAGAGUCUUCCUGAGGGGUUCUGGUCAGCGGUGGACGUGUGGAUAAAGAAACCUCACGUUGUAAACAAACGUCUCUGCGGAGUGAAGCAGACGGAGAGUCAAGAAGUGGGCAGAGAGGCUCUGCUGCUCCUGCUGCAGGAGCCUGAAGAGGAUCAGGAUGUCUUUAACUUCAUCACCUGCACACUCUCACCUGCACAGACACACGAGCAGGAAGACCUCUGGUCCUCCAGUGUCAGGACAUUUAUUCCUAAAGUCAACAGCUAUGGGACAACCCUGCAUAAAGAGCUGAUACUCAAAGACUUUGGCAGACAACAAGUGACCUUUCUACCCUUUGAGGAGGAUUCAGAAGGACAGGUGUCUCUAAAGAGAGGAAACAUUUAUCAGCUGCAGCUCCUCCAUCUCCACUCUGAAGAAUGGGCGUUGCAGCUGCAUGUCCUGGCUGCAGACGCCUGGUUCUCUGACGGCGUGGCGUACCCGAAGCUGGCCUGGCUGUCCUCCGACCUGCUGAUCAGACUGCAGCGCUGGGCCUCCGAGAGCUGCAGCAGCCAGUUCAGCAGCACUCUGUCUCUGCUGCCGCUGGAGAAGUACAGCGCCACCUACCAGCAGCUGAAGGACAAGUACAAAGCCAUGGUCAAGGUUUGGCCCGAGGUGACAGAUCCUGAGAAGUUUGUUUAUGAGGAUGUCGCCAUCGCUACGUAUCUCCUCGUGCUGUGGGCUGAGGAGCGAGCAGAGAAGAGUCUCAGCAGCAGACAGUCCUUCGUGGACCUCGGCUGUGGGAACGGCCUGCUGGUCCACAUCCUGACCAAUGAGGGGCAUCCCGGGAAGGGCCUGGAUGUCCGGAGGAGGAAGAUCUGGGACAUGUUCGGCCCCCAGACGCUGCUCGAGGAAAAGGCAAUUACUCCCAGCGAGAGCUUCUUAUUCCCGGCUACGGACUGGCUGAUUGGGAACCACUCGGACGAGCUCACGCCGUGGAUCCCCAUUAUCGCUGCCAGGUCUUCUUACUCCUGCCGUUACUUUGUGCUUCCCUGCUGCUUCUUCGACUUUUAUGCAAAAUACCAGAGACGCCAGUGCAAGAAGUCUCAGUAUAAAGAAUACAUCGACUUCAUCUCUGAAGUCAGCCGAGUCAGCGGCUUCAACACUGAAGAGGACUGCCUGAGAAUACCGUCCACCAAACGGGUGUGUUUGGUGGGAAAGUCGAGAAACUACCAGCUCUCUGACGAGGCCGAGGCAGAGCAGCGAAGAGCUCGUUUCAUCCAGAGCCGCCAGAUUGCCUCUGGGGCUGCAGUUCAAAGGUCAGACAUCAGAAAUGACGGGGCCUGUUGCCACGGGAACAAAGACACCGACGGGACCCCCGACAGCAGCUGGGGAGCGGGCUUCCAGCCCAGAGAUAAGGUCGAAACGGUUCGAAACUGCGCCUCCCUCCCGCGGGACUUCGUUGACAGCGUUGUCCUGCAGGUUGCAAACGUUCUUCUGGGAAUGACUGAAGAUGACGGCGGGUCCUCCGAUGACUGGAACCAAGGAGGUAGCCUGGCUGUGAGCGAGGUGGCCGGGCUGUUGGAGCAGGAGACCCUGCAGCUCCUGAAGAAGGAAUGUGGAGGCCUUCAGACGCUGCUCAAGAAUAACCACCAAGUGUUUAGAGUGGAAGGAGGGAGGGUGUACAUAAGAGACUGGCGGGACAGGAAGUCCUCCAGGGCGGAUACCAAGAGGAAGCCCGUGGCGCCUGGUGCCCUAAAAACUCGGCCCUGCUGGUUCUUUGAGCACCAUCCGCAGCGCUGCCCCCUGCAGGCUGGAAGCUGCGCCUUCGCCCACGGACCCGAGGAACUCCGCCCCUCGACCAGACCUCUGAAGAAGAUGAAAAACGAAGCCCUGUGAUUGGCUCUUUUCCCCUGAACAUUUUAUCAUUUAUUUAGUUUUUAAACUUUUCUUCUAAUUAAAAGUUUUCCAUGAACCUCCUGGAAAUGUCCUCAUCUCUGCAGCCACAAAAAAGACAAAGUUCAGGUCCAAGCAGUGAGCCAGAAUGUGAUGCUUCCUGGUCCAGCACUGUUGGAGCUCACUGCCACCUCUGGGUUAAGUUGCUGCUGGAAUUUAAUUUCAAGGGAUUCUUUUGUCUUUCUUUUCAUUUACGUAAGAAAUUGACUUUUGUUAAGCUCAAAAAAAUGUACACUUACUAUAUAUUAAAGUGUACUUAAAGCUA